Solea senegalensis (Senegalese sole) is the source of this 3311-nucleotide messenger RNA. It is a transcript of the gene gucy1a1, whose product is annotated as guanylate cyclase 1 soluble subunit alpha 1. Gene Ontology annotation, molecular function: heme binding; guanylate cyclase activity. Gene Ontology annotation, cellular component: guanylate cyclase complex, soluble. The transcript is spliced from 8 exons. The record is from RefSeq and is a predicted model, not a curated record. The coding region runs from base 242 to 2266 and encodes 674 amino acids. NCBI's taxonomy places the organism in Eukaryota, Metazoa, Chordata, Actinopteri, Pleuronectiformes, Soleidae. Gene Ontology annotation, biological process: cGMP biosynthetic process; response to oxygen levels.
UUGGUAAUGCUUGUGCGCUGCCAUCGUUUGCCCAUGCAGUUUUCAAUGAAUAUUGUAUGUGGUCUCAGGCUUUGAUGCUGAUCACUUGAAUCAGCGGGUUGCGAGGUAGAGCGCUUGCCUGGAUGUGCACACCAGAUGAUGGAAUUCCUGCCAGACGGCGCAGCUGCGCGACCAGGACAGUCUGCCUCCGAAAUUAGAUAAGAGAGCAGAGCAGAGGCAGCAUAUUCUAGCAGCGGGGAAGAUGUUCUGCGCGAAGCUGAAAGAGCUGAAGAUAGCUGGAGAGUGUCCUUUCUCUGUCGGCGCCAACAAUAAUGAGCUCGGAGACUUUGAAGGGCGCUCCAGUGAUGCCGCGGAAUUAUUGCCCAUUUCUAUGGAAGUGCAUGGGGAACAAGGUGAGGGUCUGCCACGACAGAAGACGAGCAGAGCCAAAGUUAACCUGCACACACUGGGGGAGAGCGUCCGGAAAUUGGCAUGUCCUGGGUUACAAAGGCUGCACACUGCCCUCCAUCGAAUGAUGAGACUGUCAGAUCACACCAGGGACUCUGAAAGUCCAGCGAUUUGCUGCAGAGGCAAUCAGAGUCACAGCGAUAAUUCAGAACAUCUAGAGGAGAUGCUGAACAUUUACUCAACCAAAACAGGAAGCUCGAUGGAAGCUCUGAAAGUUGCUCUUGGCGAGGAGCUCUUUGACAUGUGUUAUGAGGAGGAUGGACACAUUUUGAAGGUGGUUGGGGGAGCUCUCCAUGACUUCCUCAACAGCUUCAAUGUCUUGUUGAAACAGAGCAGCACCUUGCCCAAUUCGGACAGAGAGGAUUGUGUAAACGAACCUUCAGUGCUGUGCUUAGACAAGGAUCCGGGUCUGCUUACUGUCUAUUUCUUCAACCCCCACUCUACCACUCAGCUUUUUUUCCCUGGAGUCAUCAAAGCUGCUGCCCGCCUGCUGUAUCACACCAUGGUGGAUGUGUUGAUGGAUCCCCCCAGUACUAAAGACAGCAUCUUGCAGUCCAACCCACAGCCCAGUCUUCUAUACACAGUUGUUGUUAAGGAUGCUAAAAACCUGAGCCCCAGUCCACUGCGGGCUACCUCAGCUGGGACCCUUCCUACCACUCUGUUCUCCACCGUUUUCCCUUUCCACCUAAUCCUGGACCAGGACUUGGCUCUGGUUCAAAUAGGUCAUGGGCUCAGGAAGAGACUGAUCAGAAAGGAUGGACUGAGGCGGUCAUCUACCUUCCAAGAACAUUUCUCUAUUGUCUCCCCCCAGAUCAAAUGCACCUUUCAGGGUAUUUUGACAAUGCUAAACACCCAGUUCAUCAUUCGGAUCAAGCAUGGAGUCUCCACCACAGACAACACAGGGAAGCAUAUGGACCUGAAAGGUCAGAUGAUCUACGUUUCAGAGUCCAAUGUCAUCUUGUUUCUGGGCUCACCAUGUGUGGACAAGCUGGAGGAGCUCACAGGCCGUGGCCUCUAUCUGUCAGACAUCCCUAUCCAUAAUGCACUGCGUGAUGUAGUUCUGGUUGGUGAACAGGCUAAAGCUCAGGAUGGUUUGAAGAAACGUCUGGGGAAGGCCAAGGCAGCCUUGGAGCAUGCCCACCAAGCACUGGAGGAGGAGAAGAAGAAGACAGUGGACCUCCUCUUCUCCAUCUUCCCUGGCACUGUGGCUCAGCAGCUGUGGCAAGGACAAACCGUCCAGGCCAAGAAGUUUGACAGGGUCACAAUGCUCUUCUCUGACAUUGUGGGCUUCACAGCAGUUUGCUCUCUCUGUACCCCGAUGCAAGUGAUCACCAUGCUCAAUGAGUUAUACACCCGCUUUGACCACCAUUGUGGAGAACUUGAUGUUUAUAAGGUGGAGACAAUUGGUGAUGCGUAUUGUGUUGCCGGCGGCUUACACAAGGAGAGCGAGACUCACGCUGUCCAAAUUGCACUCAUGGCCUUAAAGAUGAUGGAGCUUUCAGAUGAAGUCAUGACGCCAACUGGAGACCGAAUACAGAUGCGUAUCGGCCUCCACACAGGUUCAGUUCUAGCUGGUGUAGUCGGGGUGAUGAUGCCACGUUACUGCCUCUUUGGGAACAAUGUUACUUUAGCCAACAAGUUUGAAUCCUGCAGCCAACCUCGGAAAAUCAAUAUCAGCCCUACAACCCACAGACUGCUGAAGGAUCGCCCAGAGUUUGUCUUUGUUCCCAGGAGCAGACAGGAGCUUCCGGCUGACUUCCCAGACGACAUCCCUGGUGUUUGUUACUUUUUGGAAGCGUCCUUCAAAACUGACUCCUAAAUGAAGUUGAGAUGCUGCACAGCACAGAAACAUUAGAUGUCAAGGAAAUAAGUGUAUUUAGUGAAUUCAGUGCAAAUAUCUUGUAUAUUUUGGUUUUGGUUGUUUAGAUAUUGGUGGUAUUGUCUAUCAGUCAAACUCCUGCAGCUGCUUGAUUACAGAUGUGUCAGUUUGCUAUCAAACAUGAGUCUUGUCUCUGUAUAAUUAUGUGUGUGUAAAUUUGUAGUGGAAAGAGACACUCACUUCCUCAAUUUUUCUUCCAGAAUGAGUCAUCUCUCUGAAUUGUAUUUUAGGCUUCCACCACAGACUGUCGGAUUUAGCGACUUUAUUUUUGUUUGGUUUGAAAAUAUAUAAUUUUAGAAGUAAAAAAAAAUGAAAAUACAGACAAAGAUGCAUACAGUAUUUGAUUUGAACAUCUAGGAAGAAAUUUAAAUAUAUAACUAUAUAUCAUUUUGCAUAAUGUAGAUAAGAUUCCUAAAUCCAUUCUGGGUGUUGAUUCUCGGUGUGAUGUUGUUAAACAGAGUGGUUCCUUUGUCGAGAUCAUUAUCUCUAAGUAUCUGACUGGUCCAUGUUUUUUAGUGGAAACGAUUUCAUACAAAAGCAGACAUUAUGAUUAUUCAGAUUUUGGAUAAAAUGAUGUGAUGCAGAGUAGAUUUAGGUGCCUUAUGGGAUCGGAGAGUGUCAAAUUUGUAUUUUUGGUUAAUUCUACCUGCUUUGUUUUUUCUAGCUAUGGUCCAUGAUGAAUUUUCAUGUCAGUAAUUUCUUCCAAAGGCAUGUGGUUCCAACUCAGUAUAUAUUUUUAAACUUACAUCUAUUAGAUACACAAUAAAGCAUUCCAAGAUCUAAUUUUCCUAAUAUAAGUAUUGUUUUGUUUUUUCACUGUUCACAUAUUUAUACUAUAUUUAUUACAUGGGUUUCAUACCACUCCUUUCCCAAGUAGAGGGAAUGCAACACAACGAAAAUACAAUGAAUGUUCAACAAUCACUCAUAAUGGUGUGCUUUAUUAUUGUAAUGUAAUCAAGGCACAAUAAAUAUUGACAUUAACUGA